Cheilinus undulatus (humphead wrasse) is the source of this 3174-nucleotide messenger RNA. RefSeq names its product selenoprotein O1 (gene selenoo1). NCBI's taxonomy places the organism in Eukaryota, Metazoa, Chordata, Actinopteri, Labriformes, Labridae. The record is from RefSeq and is a predicted model, not a curated record. The transcript has 9 exons.
UCAGGGCUCUCAAAGCCGACGGAUAUUCAUCAUCAGAGUUUCCGCCACAAUUGUUCCGGCUGUCAGUUUGUUUCCGGACGGACUAAUAAUAAUGUAACACAGUGUGCCUCACAAACAUCCGCUGUGGCAGCAGGAUUAUGAAAGCAUGAUUAGGGGAUCUCUGAGUUCCUGAUCCAGUCUACAGCUCUCAGAUGGCGCCCAUGUUUGGAUGGCGUAUCUAGCUCCUCGGUUAGGUCGCUCUCGGAUCUUCCUGCCCGGUGUGUCCGCUUUCAGACUGCUGUUUUCGGCUAGAAUGGAUGAGAUGGGCUCGGUGGUGAGUCGGUCUCCCCUGGAGAGGCUGGACUUCGAUAACCUGGCCCUGAGGAGACUCCCCAUGGACCCGUCAGAGGAUCCCGGGGUUCGGCAGGUUAAAGGGGCGUGUUUCUCCCGGGUGAAGCCUCAGCCUUUGACACGGCCUCGGUUCGUCGCGGUGUCCGAUCAAGCCCUGGCUCUGCUCGGGCUCAGCGGGGAGGAGGUGAUGGAGGACCCGCUGGGUCCGGAGUACCUCAGCGGGUCCAGAGUCAUGCCUGGGUCCGAGCCCGCCGCCCACUGCUACUGCGGCCAUCAGUUCGGACAGUUCGCCGGGCAGCUCGGGGACGGAGCCGCCUGCUACCUGGGAGAGCUGAAGGUCCCACCCGAACAGGAUUCCGAACUGCUCCGAGAAAACCCGAGCGGCCGCUGGGAGAUCCAGGUGAAAGGAGCCGGACUGACUCCUUACUCCAGACAGGCGGAUGGCCGUAAGGUUCUGCGCUCCAGUAUCAGGGAGUUCCUCUGCAGCGAGGUCAUGUUCUUCCUGGGGAUUCCCACCACCAGAGCUGGCUCUGUUGUGACGUCUGACAGCCAGGUGAUACGAGACGUGUACUACAGCGGUAAUCCUCGCCAUGAGAGGUGCUCUGUGGUCCUCCGUAUCGCCCCCACCUUUCUCAGGUUUGGAUCUUUCGAGAUCUUCAAGCAGGCUGACGAUUUCACGGGCCGCCAGGGUCCGAGCUACGGACGGGACGAGAUCAGAGGUCAGAUGAUGGAUUAUGUCAUCGAGGUGUUUUACCCCGAGAUCCAGCAGAACUACCCGGACCGAGUGGAGAGGAACGUGGCUUUCUUCAGAGAGGUGGUGCUGCGUACGGCUCGGCUCGUGGCUCAGUGGCAGUGUGUCGGCUUCUGUCACGGCGUCCUGAACACGGACAACAUGAGCAUCCUGGGACUCACGCUGGACUACGGUCCCUACGGCUUCAUGGACAGGUUUGAUCCAGACUUCAUCUGCAACGCCUCCGAUAACUCGGGCCGGUACUCAUACCAGGCCCAGCCAGCCGUCUGCAGGUGGAACCUGGUGAAGCUGGCCGAGGCCCUGGCUCCAGAGCUGCCGGCCGACCGAGCCGAGGCGGUGAUAGACGAGUACAUGGGCCUUUACAACGGCUUCUACAUGCAGAACAUGAGGAGGAAGCUGGGCCUGCUGAAGAAGGAGGAGCCUGAGGACGAGAUCCUGGUCACGGAGCUGCUGAGGACCAUGCACAACACAGGUGCCGACUUCACCAACACUUUCCGCAGCCUGAGUCAGAUCUCCUGCUCCACAGAGGGCGACGGUGGUGACGAAGAGGAAGAAAGGGAAGUGAAGAAGGCUACAGAGCUGCUGCUGCAGCAGUGUGCCUCCUUAGAGGAGCUCAAAGCUGCCAACAAACCCAGCAUGGAUCCACGGGAGUUGGCCAUGCUGCUGUCGAUGGCUCAGAGCAACCCAACGCUGUUCCAGAUGAUCUCAGACCGGGCCACGAUAGCGAGGCAGUUAGACAAACUGAGCAGACUCAGAGACCUGAUGGAGACGAACCAGGAGGAGCUGGGCGCCAAACACGCCGAGGAGUGGAGCCGCUGGAUCAGACGAUACCGGACGCGUCUGUCUCAGGAGCUGGAAGGAGCCUGCGAUGUUCAGGCAGUGCAGGAGGAGAGGGUGAGGGUGAUGGACGGCACCAACCCUCGGGUGGUGCUCAGGAACUACAUCGCCCAGAACGCCAUCGAGGCUGCAGAGAGCGGAGACUUCUCUGAGGUCCAGCGGGUCCUCACAGUCCUGAAGAAACCGUUCUCCUCACAGCCGGGUCUGGAGCUUCCCUCGUGGACAGGUGGGGCGAGCGAGCAGGGAGAGAGGGAUGAAGGAGAGGAGGCGCAGCAGGAGGCAGCGUCUUCAUCCAACGCCAGAAAUCCGGUCCCCUACGAUAGCAAGCCCCCCGCCUGGGCCAGCCAGAUCUGUGUGACAUGAUCUUCGUAAUCGCCCCCCUGGUGGCCGCCUGCCUCAGCGAUGAGGGUUGUUCCUUUAGCUCAUAUUUUUAUAACUUUACAUGCAAACGAACAGCUCUCUAUCUCUGUAGCGGGCAGCGUCAGGGGGGUUAAGAGGAGGUAGGACACCCCCGAGGCUAACAAGCUGAGACUGGACGGACAGGGAGGGAGCUGAGGUCGCUUAGAUCCAUGGGGUUUGGUUUUAAAGUAGGGCUGUCAGCGUUAACACAAAUCUAAAAGGGACACAUACGUGAAUUUGAUCAGAUGAAUCUCAUACCAUUUCAUCUCUUAAUGCACCAUAAUCAGGCUCCUAAAAUAUGGUCAGCUUUGCUCCUUCAUGUCUCAUUUCUUUUAAACUCACAGACAGCUCAGAGGAUUUAAGAGGAAAGAUUGUUUGAAGUUGUCCUCAGGUCUGUGGUCCCCCCUGUUUUAAGAAUCCUCUAAGAUUUGAUGAUCGUUGAGCACGUGGCCUUAAAGUCAACAUAAAUCUGUUUGACUCCAUCUGACUCUCUAACCCAGUGGUCCUCAACCUUUUCAGCCCACAACCCACAAAAUAAAGGUGCCAGAGACCGAGGACCCCCGCUGUACCUGAAGUUAGCUGAACACAGCCAUGAAUAUUCAAGAAUAGUCAUGAGGAGACAAGGCCAACCAAUAGGGGGGAUAAAAAUGGGAGAGCUUUCUGGGACCCAGCCAAACUGGGGGUCCAUGGAGGUCAGCAAAACCAUGGUCCAAGGUGAAGUGAAGCUGUUACAUCCAUAUUUUAUAUUUAAAAGGGUUUAAAAAUUGCUACAAUGGGUUAAAAAGGGAAAAAAUGGUGGAAAAGGUGGUGAAGUUGGAUUUAAAAGUAGCAGAAAUGGUUUAGAAGUGGCAAAAAUU